Plectropomus leopardus (leopard coralgrouper) is the source of this 2304-nucleotide messenger RNA. The record is from RefSeq and is a predicted model, not a curated record. Lineage: Eukaryota; Metazoa; Chordata; Actinopteri; Perciformes; Serranidae.
CACUGCCGGUUCAAAGGUUUCCAACGUGGCUGCUGAUGUUUUCCAGCGUGUGGAGUUAACGGGGAAGAAACUUAUCGACUGUGACACAAAACAGCAGUGAAAAUGGGCGAGUUUAAGGUGCACCGCGUCCGGUUCUUCGACUACAUGCCCGCUGCUAUCCGAGCCAUGGCGUUCAACGGCCGGACCGAGCGGCUGGCUGUGGCCCGGGCCGACGGAGCUCUGGAGGUCUUCAACUUCACUGACAACUACUUCCAGGAAAAGGUGAUCCCGGGACGGGACAGCAGGGCGGCGGAGGCUCUGUGUUGGGUUGGUCAGCGUCUGUUCAGCGCUGGUUUGAACGGAGAGAUCACAGAGUACGACCUGGAGAACCUGAGACCCAAAUACACCGUGGAGGCCUACGGAGGACCAAUCUGGACCAUCAGCAGCAACAACCAGGGAACACUGCUAGCGGUGGGUUGUGAGGACGGGACCAUAAAGGUGUUUGAAAUCCUGGAGGAGAGGAUUCAGUUUCAGAGAAACUUCGACAGGCAGAAAGGUCGUAUUUUAUCUCUGUCCUGGCAUCCCUCUGGUACGCUGAUAGCUGCAGGCACGAUGAACAUGAUCAGAAUCUUUGAUGCUGCGUCAGGCCGCGCCACACACAGACUGCUGGUGGAGAGAGGCGUCGGAGCGUCAGCGAGCAAAGACGUGGUGGUUUGGAGCAUCGUCUUCCUGUCCGACCACACCGUCGUUAGCGGCGACUCUGCAGGAAAGGUCCAGAUGUGGGACGGAUUCACAGGAACUCUGCUCAGAACUCACUUGAUCACCAAGUGGGACGUUCUGGCUCUGUCUGUCUCUCAGGAUGAGAGCAGUCUGCUGGCCGGGACGUCAGAGGGGACGGUCGUCCAGUUUCAGUUCCUCUCCUCGACUUUUGACCGGCACGAUAAGGAAUGGGUCCGAACGAGGACCUUUAAAAACCACUCGCAUGACGUGAGGGCGCUCGCCCACACUGAAACCGCUGUGGUUUCUGGAGGUAUGGACACUCAGCUGGUGGUGCGACCUCUGCUGGACAAAGUGGAGAAAAACACGCAGGAGUCCGCGCUGCGCAAAAUAGCUUUCCCACAUAGGAGCCUGGUUUGUUGUGCAAAGAAAGCAGGACUGCUGCUCUUCCAGUUCCCCGAUCAUUUAGAGCUGUGGAGACUAGGGGAGAGCGACGGACAUGGGAAGCCUGGGGACAGUCUGCCUGUGAAGAGGAAACCAGAGAAACUGAUCCAGCUGAAGAGAAAGGGAGAGGAUCACAUCUGCUGCAGUGCUCUGUCUCCAUGUGGAGGCUGGCUGGCGUACUCUACCGUCACCAGCUUCCGUCUUUACAGGUUACAGAACGACACCGUCAGCGUCACCAAGGUGUCCAAAUUACCGAAGGAGCUUCGCUCGGCCCACCAGCUGUGCUUCUCCUCCGACUCCUCCAAACUCUUCGCUUCCUCUAGCCAGUCUUCAGUCAUUGUUGUCGCCCUCAAUCAGUCAGAGUGCAAAUACCUUCACACCCUCAAACCCAAGUCAUGCUCCAGACAGCCGGUCCACCUGCUGUUUGCCAGCGAGGAUGGCAAAUGGCUCGCCACAGCGAACACGGACUGUGAGAUCCACGUCUACAACCUUCACAAGCUAAAGCUUCAUUGUACAGUCCCAGUGUACAGCUCCUGUCCCACCGCCAUGGCCAUCCACCCAACUACCAGCAACCUCGUUGUGGCGCACGCCGACCAACAGAUCUUUGAGUUCUCUCUGGUGCAGAAGGAGUACACAGAGUGGAGUCGCAAGCUGCAGAAACAAGGACUGCACUACCUGUGGCUGACGAGGGACACACCCGUCACCCACGUCACCUUUAAUCCAAAAAAUCCUGCUCACAUCAUUCUGCACGAUAUGUUCAUGUUCUGCAUCAUUGACCAGAGUCUGCCGCUCCCUGAAGCAAAGACUCUGCUCUACAAUCAGAUGACUCUGAGGAGUCUUCCCGAACCAGAGAGGAUCUCACACAGCCACGCCUUCAAGAUAUGCAAGAACUUCAAGCACCUCAUGUGUGUGAGUUUAUUGGAGGACCAUUCCCUGGUCGUAGUGGAGCGCCCCCUGCUGGACAUCAUGUCUCAGCUGCCUGCACCUGUCCGACAGAAGAAGUUUGCCACAUAAACAAAGUGAAGUUGUCUCAGCUUGAAGCAAAGGAUUGUUACGUCACUGUAACGCCCACAUCUUAAACUAUUGUCAACAAGUGUUCAUGUGUUACCACUUUGUAAAAAAAACAUUUGAUAAAGUAAUAAAUAGAAUAAUUUACUAAUAUUG